Sphaeramia orbicularis (orbiculate cardinalfish) is the source of this 2405-nucleotide messenger RNA. RefSeq names its product nesprin-2. The record is from RefSeq and is a predicted model, not a curated record. The transcript is spliced from 11 exons. NCBI's taxonomy places the organism in Eukaryota, Metazoa, Chordata, Actinopteri, Kurtiformes, Apogonidae. Gene Ontology annotation, cellular component: nuclear envelope; meiotic nuclear membrane microtubule tethering complex; membrane. Bases 377 to 2008 code for a protein of 543 amino acids.
CCUGACCGUCACCUGACCGUCUGCAGCCCCGCCCCCUGGGAACACAUCGCCAGGUGAGCUGCUGUGUGCACCGCGCGCGUUCAGGAGGCGCGGGGCGGAGCUUGAGCGUUCCCGUCAGCAGGUAUCCCCAUCUUCCCUGUCGUGUCCGGUCGCUUCUAAACUUCCGGUUCCAUCUGAGAACACCUGACUCACCGGAAGUGCUCCGCGGAUCCUCUGGAUACUUUUCCACCGAGUCAUGGACCCGCUUUUCUGUGCUGUUGUCGGAUAAACGGGUUCGGUGGUUUCUGUGGAGCUCCUCCUCCUCCAGAUACAGAUCCUGUGAUGCCUGAACUGGACCAACAGUGGACAGCACCGCAGGGUUCUGUCAGGACCCAGGAUGGACCGGAUCCACCUGGAUGUGGACUGUGAGUUGGACAGGAGGUGGGUUCUGUGGGAGGAGUUUAUGAAGGAACACGCCCACCUGGAUGCUUGGCUGCGAUUGGCUGAGCAGGAUGUCUGUUCCCUACCCAUAAGCCCCAGCCAGGUGACCUACGACAAGGCCAAAGAAGAACUGAGGAAGUUAGAGAGGUGGCGCUCUCAGGCUUCGUCUCGUCUCAUCCUUCUCGACCGUCUCACCCUUCGGACUCGAACGCUGACGCGGCUGUUCGACGGCGCCGUGCGAGCUCAGUUGUUGACGUGGGCGCAGGAGUGCGGCCGACGAUGGGACGAGGUCAGCGCCAAACUGGAGUCUGUCAGCGGUGGAUUAAAGCUGUUUGUCUCUGAGUGGGAGGAGUUUGAGGCAGAGAGGGAGGAGCUUGCCCUCUGGUUGGCUGACAUGGACGUCCGUCUGACGGAGGUCGACCGCCUGAUGGGAAACACCUGCCAAAAGCUGAGGCGUCUGCAGUGCCUUCAACAGUGUGUGUGUGUGAACUUGGACCGUGUGAACUCAUUACUUCUUCGAGGUGAGGCGCUGAUCUGUGGGAGCAGAACCACAGAUGCUGAACAGGUGGAGCGCCGCCUGGUGGACCUGCUGCAGAAGUGCACACACAUGUGCAACAACAUGACAAGGACACACACACGACUGCUCAGCAGGAAACUGGUCUUCGAGGACACCUGUCUUCAGUCUCAUGCCUCUGACUCUGGAUGUCCUUCUGAAAGCCUGUUAGAUGAUGAAGGAGCGCUUGAUAAACUCCACCUGGACCUCCCUGCCUCUCCAAACCACUGUACGUGUGUGGACCUGGAGCCUAAAGGGUUCGAGGCACCGUCUGCGUGUUCAGGGGGUCAGGGGGGGUUUGUGUGCACACACCUGCCCUCCUUCACGGACCCCCCACCCCCUUCCCAUGAACACCUGGGGCUGGAAUGGGACCCCUCGGUCGAUAUCGGACGCUCCGUCUCCUGUGACGAUGCAGACGCUGAGGUGUACGUCAUCUCCUGUACAGGUCUGUGCUGCACAGAUGGAGCCAAGAGGCCGAACUACCUCAGUGACAUCAGCGAUGACAUCACCAACCAAGAUGGCGACUCAGUUUGUAACGACCUGUUUAUGUUUAUUGGACAGAAGCUGCCGGAACAGUUAAAGCAGUCUGAGGACCAGCUCAACCAGGCCUAUAACUGUACAGUGACCAGAGGGGGCGGAGCCAGGCCAUCCUGGGACCAGUGGGUAACGCCCACAACUGUCAGACCUGUCAGUCAACCCAGUAGCUUCGACGGUGGCUGGGUGAGGGCGUGGCUGGGAGUUCAGAGCCCCGCCCCUCCCCCUCAGAGCCCCACCCCUCCCCCUCAGAGCCAGACUAAAGGCGUGCAGACCGACUGGGAGGGUGAAGAUGAGGGACUGGUCUGUGGACAAAGCGUACCCCCCCCCUCCAGCCCUCUGGCCCCCCCAGCCCUCCUCUGCAUCCUCCUAGCGGCUGCUGUGGUUCUGCUGGUCUUCCUAGUCUGGACCCCCCCGGAUCCCCCGUGCCACCACUGGGGCAGGACGCCCCUUAGCUUCCACCUGACCCUCACCUACGUAAACGGAGCCCCGCCCACCUGAACACAAGCUGGACCCUCACCUAUGUAAACAGAGCCCCGCCCACCUGAACACAACCUUCACCGUUACUGUAAACAAAGUAAACAGGAAUAGGACAGUUCACAGAAGGAUAUCACAUACAUAUGUAAAUACAGAUACCCCCCCCUUUCAUUUUUCUGGAUCGUCCACUGCUGACCUAUAAAACACCUCUGUGUUGGGAAGAAAAAUGACAUUUUAAAUUCAAUUUAUUUUCAUUUGAAGUUCUUGCUCCUGUUCAAAGGUAAAUAUGUUUUCAUCUUUGUCAUAUUUUUAAUCUAAAUCUGUGUCUGAUUUAAAUUUGAAUUCAACACAUUGUUAAAGUGUUUUCUGCGAACGUACCAGCAUGUAGCUGAACUCAGACCCAAUAAAAGGCUUUUAUUCC